Molecule: messenger RNA, 639 nt
Organism: Aaosphaeria arxii CBS 175.79
Lineage: Eukaryota; Fungi; Ascomycota; Dothideomycetes; Pleosporales
Product: glycoside hydrolase family 11 protein
Exons: 2
Coding region: 1-639 (212 amino acids)
Biological process (GO): xylan catabolic process
Molecular function (GO): hydrolase activity, hydrolyzing O-glycosyl compounds
Source: RefSeq, a predicted model, not a curated record
AUGUUCUCGCUUCUUGUCUGGGUCCUCGUCUGUGUCUUUCAGGUGGUAGCUUCCGCUCCUACCAAUGAUCUCGUCAAACGUCAAGGUGGCUUCUAUUAUUCAUUCUGGUCCGAGGGCGGUGGAAAUUUUAGGUGCACCAACGGCGCAGGCGGACAAUACAGCUGCACCUGGUCUGGAAAUGGAGGGUUUGUAGCAGGCAAAGGUUGGCGCGGUGGUGGGAAUAGGGUUGUGAAGUACAGUGGAACAUACGAACCUAAAGGUCCGGGUUACUUGGCCGUGUACGGCUGGACCCGUAAUCCCCUCAUCGAAUACUAUGUUGUGGAAUCGCAUGGCGAUCUCGCGGCAAACGAACCAUGGACGUCCAAAGGAAAUUUCACCUCAGAGGAAGGAACGUAUGAGAUAUACCAAAGUCAACGAGUCAACAAACCUUCCAUUGAAGGAACGAGAACUUUCUACCAGUUUUGGUCGGUACGCACGGAAAAGAGGGUAGGUGGCACGGUGACUAUGAAGACGCACUUCGACCAAUGGGCAAAAGCAGGUAUGAAAUUGGGGAACCAUGAUUACAUGAUUCUUGCGACGGAAGGCUUCACAAAUGGCAAAAAUACAGGGAGUGGUACGUCUUCGAUCACAGUCUCGUGA